Messenger RNA from Rosa rugosa (rugosa rose), 1909 nucleotides. Its product is annotated as brassinosteroid-related acyltransferase 1. Gene Ontology annotation, molecular function: acyltransferase activity, transferring groups other than amino-acyl groups. Bases 112 to 1692 code for a protein of 526 amino acids. The transcript has 3 exons. The record is from RefSeq and is a predicted model, not a curated record. Lineage: Eukaryota; Viridiplantae; Streptophyta; Magnoliopsida; Rosales; Rosaceae.
UCUAUAUAUCUACCAGCUCCUUGCUUCCCUUCUCUCACACUUUUAUUGACAGAAACAGUCUGGUUAUAUUAGUUACUACUAGCUAGUCCUGUAGCUACGUACUGAUCAAAUAUGGCCAGUAGUACUGAAUUAGGUGAUCAUGAUCAUGAUGAAUACUUGAUCAGUAAAGUUUCAAUCACCGAAACCGUACUGGUGUCUUCUGCACCAGUUUUGCAGCAGCCUCCAAAAGUUGUCAGCCUCUCAAACUUGGACCGCCAGUGUCCACUUCUUAUGUACUUGGUUUUCUUUUACAAAUAUCCCACCACCUCCUCUGUUGAUCAUAAUCGAAUUUGGUCGCUUGAUUCAGUUUUUCAAAGCUUGAAGUCAGGCUUGGAAGAGACUUUAUCCAUUUGGUACCCAGCGGGAGGUAGAUUGAUCAUGACCAGCUCCACCGACGACGACAAAGUCCUUAGAUCUAAUGAUGUUUAUCAUGAGACUAAUAAUUCUAAGCAGUCGCUUGGCGGUCUUAACUUGUUGUGCAACAACAAAGGUGCUGUUCUUGCCAAGGCAGCCACUGUGGUUAAGAUAUCAGAGCUUGGAGACCUCUCUCAAUAUAAUGACUUCUUCGGAAACUUGGUUUACAAGCCUCCUCCUCCUGUGCUUGAUGAUCAACAUGAAGAUCAUUUCUCUCAGAUGCCUUUAGUUGCUGCUCAGGUGACCAAGUUUGGAUGCGGAGGGUACUCAAUUGGCAUUGGCAUCAGCCACUCGUUGUUUGAUGGACCAGCUGCAUAUGAGUUUAUGUGUGCAUGGGCUUCUAAUUCUGCUAUCAAACCAAAUAAAAACAAAUUAGACGUCAUAAUGGAUGAUGAGCUGCAGCCUAAACCAGUAGUACUGGUGCACGAUAGAGACGCACUGUUGAUGAUGGUUGACAAUUAUUCAUGUCAUGAUGACGAUAACGAUGACGAUGAAGGGGUUAGCUGUAGGGCUGCUGCCAUAGAUCAUUUAUAUCAACUGAUAAUGCAAUCAGCAGCAGCAGUUGCAUCCACUGAUCUCCUGAUGAUCAAGAGUAGCAAUGAUGAUGAUAAUUAUGUUCACAAGACCUUUCAUUUGAGCAGUGCAUUCCUCAACUGUUUGAAGAAGCAGGUUGUUGGUGACAACUUUUCAUGUUCCUCCUUUGAACUUGUAGCAGCUCACCUCUGGAAGGCGAAGACUUUGGCUUUAGGAUUGAGCAUGGAAACAAUGGUGUGCUUGCAAUUUGCUGUGGACGCGAGGAACAAGGUGGACCCUCCACUUCCUCAAGGUUUCACCGGCAACGCUUACGUCCUGGCCUCUGUUGCGCUCACUGCCUCACAGGUUGUUGACCAAUCCGACCACAAAGCCAUUGUUGACAAGAUAAGAGAAGCCAAGAAGUCUGUGACAAACAAGUACGUCAAGUCGUACAUGGAGGCGGUUGCAGGUGGUGGAUCCCAGCAGACUUCUCUACCUCCUCUCAAGGAGCUCACCUUAGUGUCUGAUUGGACCAGAAUGCCCUUCCACAAGGUUGGUUUCUUACAAGGAGAAGCAGAUUAUGCUUCUCCGUUGGUCGCUCCAGUGACAGAGGUUAUUUAUUUCAUGCAGAAUCCAAAGGAUGACAAGGGCAUUGACAUGAGAAUUGGAUUGCUUCCGCAAUACCACGAUGCCUUCACUCGCUAUUUCCUCACCAAUACCAACUGAAAUCUUCCGGUACUGUUAAAAGUUUGAAGUGAAACUCACAGUUGGACAUUGUUAAUCAUGAGAAUUCAGUUGAUUUGGCCUUUGAAGGAAGUGGUUGGUUUGGUACUAAUGUGGUCCGUGAAAAGAUUAUAAAUGGGAUUGUGUUUAAUGAUUGUGAUUUAUCAUAAGCUAUUCAAAGAAUCAAAAACCAAUUAUUAAUUGCAUAAUUAUGAAAUGG